Messenger RNA from Suillus plorans, 2031 nucleotides. RefSeq lists its product as uncharacterized. The record is from RefSeq and is a predicted model, not a curated record. NCBI's taxonomy places the organism in Eukaryota, Fungi, Basidiomycota, Agaricomycetes, Boletales, Suillaceae. The coding region runs from base 1 to 2031 and encodes 676 amino acids. The transcript is spliced from 3 exons.
AUGAAGCGGGGGUUCUUGAACACCCGCAAGGCUAAACAGCGUGUCGCAGAAGCUGUAGAUGCGGAAUCUACUCAGGCUGGGGAACCACCACACAAGAAAUCCAAAGGCGAUGAUGAAAAAGGAGAGCGGUAUGUCGCUAUCACUGAUGACAUUGCAUACUGUAAAACUAUUUGUUGUAGCCUAGAUCCCAAGUCACGUAGUACACGAGCCGAAUACGUGGAAUUCAACACGAUCGAUUCCCACAAACUUCCCAAGAUUAUUCAACAACAAGUCGACAACGAAAAGAAUUGCACUGGAUAUGGCAAGAAUCGCGUCGUUUUCCGCGUCUGGCCUCGCGAUCCCAAAGGACAGACCAUCACGGUAACUUCAUUGCGAGCAAAGGAAGCCGCCAAUGGCAUUGAUUUGUGGGGCGCAACACUCUACGACUUCUACUGGGUUCUACGUGCCCCAGAUGUGAAGAACUAUCUCACCAUCUCCACGGGCAGCAGACUUGCGAAAUGGAUGCGCCAACAUGGUGAGCUCAUAGCGGAGGAUGAACUCUAUUGGGCCGAUAAGGAGGAGGAUCCCAAGGAGGUGCCAGUAGUUGACAUCGGGGAACUCAUAAGGUGCCAUGAUGCGCGCGUCGCAUCGGGCGUAUUCAACAAGUUUUCCAGUAUCGACUCACCCUUCCAUCCCGACCAUUAUCCUUCUCCAUAUCCUUUCGUCCCUUUCACGCACGAGGCUCCCAAACUUCAACAACGUAUUCCUUUACACCUUCUUCCCAAAAAGCUCCAUGUUCAUGACCCUUGGAACACAUUAACCGUCGAUAAGGACGAUUCUAACCAAAAGCCUGAAUGGCUUUCCAAAGUUGCAAAGAAAGGAGACAUUGUCCGAACUUAUUCCCUCUCCCUUGCACCGCAGAGUAAGGAGGUCGCGUCGAAGGCGCAGAAACUGGCUGAGGUGGCCGAAGACGAAGCAGCGAAGAAAGAGAGCGUGUCGCAUAUCUUCCCCAGUGACAAGGAGGGGCCGACGGAAGAGCCAUUGAUUGAAGUUGUACUCCCUCUGCGACCCCGGAAAAGGACGCAAGUGGAAGAAGCUCAUCUCUACCUUUCACCUUGUGCAGUGGGCGUCGGCCAUCAUUCAAUCGUGCGCAAUGCGGAGUGGGAGCUUCCGCGCGACCUUUUUGUGGAGGCUCAUCUGUGCAAAGCUUGUGUGGAAGAGGAUGUCCGUCGACAGGUCCAGAAAUUGAAGGACGAGGGAGAAUGGGAAGCACUUUUGAAAGAACAGGCGGAGAAAUCUGAAGAAACAACGCAGGAAUAUAGUGAGGAAGAAAUAUUUACCCUUGAACCUCCCAGGGUCAUCCGCAUCGCAUCCUACUCUGGGCCAGUCCUUCGCAUCCACACUACAGUGAAGUGGCGAAGCCCCUCGGAAAAACAAUGCGAUCACGAAAGUUCAUUUUUUGGCUCGGAACCUGUUCCACGCACUGCGACAGUCAGUAUUGUUGCAAAACUCUCGUUCGAAUACGACCCCCACCUCACUCAAGAGGCGGCAAACUAUCAAUCGUUCCCUGACCACUUCUUCCAGCACUGGAACGGGUACAAUGUCAUACCCCCAAUACAUGAGCCUAUCCCCGUCGGGGCACUCUGCCCACAGUUCUACGGGUAUUACACACCUGACAAUCCAACUGGCGGUAAAUAUCGGGGUCGACGUCGUUACCUGAGUCCGAUAUUGCUCCUGGAGCACUGUGGUAGCGAGAUAGAUCCAGAUAAGUUGUGCCAGGACGACAGGCAAGAGUGCGCGUCGCUUAUCUUGCGCUUUAAUCGUGCGGGGUGGUUACAUGGGUCAUUAGCAACGCGGAACAUCAUGUGGCAGCAGGGCAAGCCAACGGAAUGGCCAAUCGAGCGUCCGCACUCUGUCAAGAGCUUCCGCCUCAUAGACUUUGGUAGAUCGGCGAAAGUCAACAACAGGACUGGAUUGCCAAUGGGGGAGGACGAAAUAGCUUUGCGGUUAUUCUACUUGAUGCAUCACGCACAUAAGAAAAAAACAAACUGA